AUGUCGGCCACAACUCAAGGCCCGCCGACGCCACCCGAGCCCCCGGCGCCAUGGAUCAAGCAGUUUGACCCAGGCCACCAGCAGUGGUUCUUCGUCAACCCCACCACUGAGCCGCCUACCCGCCAGUGGGAGUAUCCUGAUGCGCCGCACGGCGCGGGAGACGGAGAGCGCGGCCUCGUUGCGGACGGCGAGCGCGGCCUCGGCACCUGGAUCCAAGGCAAGGUCACCCAGCACUACGUGACCAAGUUCACGGGUGUGCCCCCGCCGCCCAAGCAGCACGGGUUCAGCAACCUCUUGGGAGGCCUCUUCCGCCCGCCGACGCCCCCGCCCCCUCCUCCCCCGCCUAGCGCCCUCGACCAGGUCCUCGGCGCAUUCGGGUACGCCAAGCCGCCCCCGCAGCAGCCGUCGAUGGGCGCCAACCUCCUCGGCGCUGUGACGGGCAAGCCGCCCCGUCCUCAGCAGCAGCAGCCGCAGGACCUCACGAGCCAGCUCAUCGCCGCGGGCGUCAACUAUGCCACCCACAGCGGCGGGAAGCCUGGUGCCGGUGGUGGAAACUCUGGAUUUGAGGCGCUUGCCGCCGCCGCUAUUGGCGGGCUUGCGCACAGCGGCAGUGGUGGUGCCGGGGGCAGCUCGGGGCUCGGCGCCAUCAUGGGGGCGCUGGGUAAGCGUGAGCUUGACUCGCAGGGAGGUGGGGGCGGGCAGGGUGACAGACCUGGUGGCCAGCAGCAGCAGCACCAGCAGCAGCAUUAUUAG
This is a messenger RNA of Vanrija pseudolonga, 753 nucleotides long. RefSeq lists its product as uncharacterized. Bases 1 to 753 code for a protein of 250 amino acids. The record is from RefSeq and is a predicted model, not a curated record. The transcript has 7 exons. NCBI's taxonomy places the organism in Eukaryota, Fungi, Basidiomycota, Tremellomycetes, Trichosporonales, Trichosporonaceae.